Molecule: messenger RNA, 1931 nt
Organism: Parasteatoda tepidariorum (common house spider)
Lineage: Eukaryota; Metazoa; Arthropoda; Arachnida; Araneae; Theridiidae
Source: RefSeq, a predicted model, not a curated record
GUUAGCUCAGCGAGCCGGAGUCGGGGAGUUGGAGAGUUAGUUCUAUGUUAUUCGUUAACUAUAUGCAGUACUAAGAAUGCAAAAUAAUAACGUAAUGUGAUAACCAUACUAAACACUAAGUAAUGUAAUUUGGUAACCAUAUUCGGUAUAAAGCAAAAUGUAUUUCGGUCACCAUAUUUAACACUAAGCAUUCGAUGUAAUUCGGCAACCAUAUUCAGAGCUAAGCAUCCACUAUAAUAAUCUAAUUCGGUAUUCAUAUUCAGUGCUAAGCAUACUAUGCAAUUCGUUAACAAUAUUCAGAAUUAAGCAUUCAAUGUAAUUCGAUGCAACGCAGAAGCGUUUUUCUGUCUAGCAAUGAUAACUAAAAAAGUGUUUUCACUUAUGUCCUUCUAUCUGAGAUGUUAUCAAUAUGCUGAUACUUUGAGGACUCCUCUAAUGAUAAGAAAGCAUUUAUUUUUCCAUUUUAUCCUGUCAGACAAAUAAGGAAAAGAUACGGCAAUCACGCAACUUGUUAGAUGUUUAAAUAUUAAAAACAAUUGAUUUCAGUUAUAUUGUUUGACUUCUCCUUGUAGCUGUUGCUGUUAAAGACUAAACUAAUGAAGUGAAAAACCAUGACUUGGCUGGAACAACUUAGUACUGAAGAACAAAAUGCCAUCGAAGAGUUGAAAAGACGGACUAUUCAUGAUUUGACACCCAAAUUAUUAGAAGAUCCAAGCUUGUUUUAUCGCUUUUUGAAAGCUCGAAACUUUAAUAUUAAGAAUGCCGAAAGCAUGCUCCGAAAACAUAUCUCAUUCAGAAAGGAAUAUGGAAUAGAUACAAUAUUAGAAGACUAUGAGCCUCCAGAGGUUCUUGUAAAAUAUACACCAUCUAAUUUUUUUGGGUUUGAUAAAGAUGGAUCUCCAGUUCGUUAUGUAACAAUCGCUGCAGCAGAUAUUAAAGGUUUUCUGAACUCAGUGAAAAAAGCGGAUAUUAUAAAAUAUAACGUGCAUCUGAUUGAACAAGACAUGUUGAUGUGUAAACAGCAAAGUGAAAAGCUUGGAAAAUUAGUCACUACUGUGGUUUACAUAGAUGAUUUCAAAGAUUUGACAUUUGCAAAAGCAACUAACAAAGACGCUAUCGAUUUAAUGAAGCUUGGAGCCACCAUAUAUCAAGAUAAUUAUCCCGAACGUAUAAAAUCUAUUUAUUGUAUUAAUUCUUCUAUAUAUUUUACCAUGAUAUUUUCAAUUGUCAAAAUGGUAGUCGCACCAGCAGUGAUUGAAAAAAUACACGUCCACGGAACAGAGGGGUGGAAAGAAGCUUUACUUGGAGUGAUAGAUGCGAAAGAACUUCCCGCUUUUCUUGGGGGAGAGAGAACCGAUCCAGAUGGGGAUCCUUUAUGCAAAACUGUGAUAUGUCAUGGAGGUGAUGUUCCGGAACACUAUUAUCUUAAAAAAUCGAAGAAAACGCUUUAUUUAGAGCCAGGAGUGAAAAAGUUACACGUCACAAGGUUUUCCAGUGCCAACAUUACGUUCGAGAUUACAGUGCCCGAUUCCACACUAGAAUGGGAUUUCGAAACAAAAAGUAGAGACAUAGGAUUUGCCCUUUACUACAAAGAUAAAAGAUGGAAUAGCGAAAAACUUGUCGAGCUGGUUCCUAAGCAAAGAAUAGACACUGGAUUCGAACCGGAAUCCGGUGUGUACCGCUGUGAGAAAGCGGGCACUUAUAUCAUGAUGUUUGACAAUUCAUACAGCUGGAUAUACCCUAAAGAAAUAUACUACAGAGCAACCGUACUUCCGCCAGACAAAGAUUCAUCCCAACUUCAUUCAUCAUAAUCAUCAGUGAUUAUUUUUCAUAUAACUUAAGCUCCACUAUUUUAUUACGUAAAAAAAAUGUAACUGCAUUUCAUGUUUCAAUUACUAUGUAAUUAAUAAAGUUUACACUGUUUUUGUUAA